This is a messenger RNA of Schizophyllum commune H4-8, 2773 nucleotides long. RefSeq lists its product as uncharacterized. The transcript has 5 exons. The record is from RefSeq and is a predicted model, not a curated record. Bases 1 to 2661 code for a protein of 886 amino acids. NCBI's taxonomy places the organism in Eukaryota, Fungi, Basidiomycota, Agaricomycetes, Agaricales, Schizophyllaceae.
AUGCUCCUUGUCUUCUCCCGCCUCGCGAUCCGUCCGCAGCUCAGACGAAGUCCCCUCUUACUGCAGACGAGCGCGAACAGGAGGAUCACUGCCCUCAGGAUGCUGCCUAGGGAGGAUGACGCAGUAUACGACUCGGAGCCAGAACGCGAACGGGCGCGGGAAGAAAGACGCCGCGAGCGACGCGCCAAACGCGCCGAAGAGCGCGCCAAACAGAAGCCAGAGGUCAUUGACAUCCCCUCGGAUGAUGACAUACAUGCUAGCGUGCCGGGGAACAACGCAGGACCUUCAAUCGUGAUCACUGCAGGGACCCCCUCUUCCUCAUCCAUACCCAGGCCUUUACCGAAGCCCUUUCAGCGCUUGUCUGUCGACACCCAAGAUGCCCAGCAAUCCCUUGCACCCAUCGCUACACUUGCAGGCCAACAGUCAUCCUCUGCACUCCCCUCGGCCGCCCCUUCUGACGAAGAGCAAGAGGAUGAGCCGGCCGAGUCCCAGUGCCGUUUACCCAUCGCCCACCUCGCCUACACCGGCGCCCCUUCCCGCACCACCUCUCGUUCAAUACCCUCGCGUCAGCCCUCUGCGCAAUCCUCCACCUCGGCUCGUCCCCCUACCUCCGCCCAACCCUCCUCAUCCACCACCGCGCCCAAACCCAAGGCCAAAGGCGCCAAGAAACCCCCCACCCACCGCUUCGCCGCCGACUUCACCGACGAGGACCUCGCCAAGUUCACCACCUGCAUCUGCUGCAAGACCGCCUGGACCGUGCGCAAGUCCGGCACGCAGAAGAUGCUGCACGUCCAGACGUGCGCGAAGAAGCACGGCUUCGCGGACGACCUGGUGCGCAAGCUCGUGCGGCAGCAGAUCGACGCGGCGCCGGAGGGGAGCGGAAGUGGGGGUGCGAAGGGGAAGGGCAAGGGCAAAGCGAAGGAGAUGCCGCCGCCCGAGCCGGAGACGCUGCUGGAGAACCUCGUGAACGAGAACGCGCCGAAGAAGAAGGGAAGGCGUGCGAAGGAUGCGGAGCAGGUGGAAACAGUGAAGAAAGCGGCCGACACACACGAUGCUAUCAAAGAUCGCGCACGCACUUUGUUUGGCCUAGGCGAACCGCAGCCGCCGACGCAGGCUCCUCCGGCAGCUACACAGGCAUUCCAGCCCAGUAGGCUGGCUCCCGUGCGUAGGAUGCAUGGCUUAUUGGAUUACGAGGGCGAGCCAGAGGAUGCAGCGCCGCCUGCGACGCAAGCAUUCCAGCCAAGCAAGCUCGGUGCACGAAAGGUCACGCUCCUGGACUACGACGCAAACGACGCUCCUCCGCCAACCCAGUCAGUCCAACCUAGCAAGCUCGGCGCGCGGAAGGGCGGUCUUCUGGAUUACGAUGCCGCCGACGCGGAGCUCCCUCCGACUCAAGAGUACGCAGCACCCGCCUCUUCAGCCGAAGCCUUCACAACCGCUGGCAUGUCCAAUCUCUCUGGUCCGUCUACCUCCCCCGAACGCUCCAUACUCUCCGACUCCGCCAACCGACCUGCGACACCCCGGACUACGGCGCGGAACGAUAGCCCCGCAAGCGCGCACGCAGUACCUCCGUCAGUGGCAGGUCCCCGAAACAGCCCAGGCUCUCCACAGAGAAGCAGCCCAUGCUCUCCCCAGAGAAGCAGGAGAAGCUCGCCCCGGCUGAGGCGGACGGGGUCCAGUGGUAGCUCUUCGAACGCGCUCCGGGUCGACGAGGUCAUCGAAAUCGACGACGACGACGAUAAUGAUGAUCACCUCCCCAAACCCAUUGCCUUCGACGAGCCCAUUGCCCUUUCCGACCCCUGGGACAGCGACGAAGGCAUCCUCGUCGUCGACAUGUCCACCCGAGAUCCUACCCCUAUCACUUCGCCCGAGUACUCUCCACUUGCAUCGCCUAGGCUCGGCUCCCAUGCUACAACGGGGGACAAGCAACCCUUGGGCACAUAUCACGACUCCAUGGACAUCGACGACCGCCCCAUGGACAUUGACGACCGCCCCAUGGCCAUGGACGACCCCUGGGACGAUCACGAAGCCUACCUCCACGUCGAGCCCGCCGCUUCAUAUACCACGCCUGUACAUACCCCGCCAUCCUCGCCCGAAUCCCUCCCGGAGAUGUCGCCUGUCAGACUGGGCAACUUCUCUGCUCUCAGACCGGGGAAAUUCUCCCCACGCAAGCGCUCGCCCUCGACCUCUUCCACAUCCUCCAUCCCGCUCGCGAUCUCCACCAGGUCGGCCAAGAAGACGCCAAGCACACCGAAGAGAAAGGCCACUUCGCCGCCGGGGGAUACUGCGUCUCCUUCCAAGCGUGCAUCCCCUUCAAAGCCCUCGUCCUCUCGCGCUUCCCCAACCAAACCCAGCACACCCCCACCCAAGAAACCCAGCAAGCCCCGCACAAAGGCACCCAAACCCCCCAAAGAACCCGAACCGACCUUCGACGACGCCUGGGCAGCGAGAAUAAGAGGGCUGAUCACGGCGGACAGGGCGCUGCAUUUUCGGAUUUUGCGGUAUGAGCCCAUCAGCUUCGACGUCUUCACCCACCUCACCGCGCACGAACCCGGCGCCUCAUCGGGCAAGUUCAAGUUCCAUCUGCGUGCGCUCUUGGAUAAGCUGGCUAUCAACUUUUACGGGGCGGAGGGUAUCACUUGGAAGCCUACCAAGAAGUAGACGACCCUGACUGUUCCUGUGCCACAUAUUCUACGCUGUAGAGCAUCAUAGUAAUCUUGUCUAAUGUACUCUCAUGCUGCAUAAUGGCACGCAAACAAUACUUAGCUCAAUC